Messenger RNA from Alligator mississippiensis (American alligator), 1445 nucleotides. RefSeq names its product ependymin related 1 (gene EPDR1). The transcript is spliced from 3 exons. The coding region runs from base 141 to 773 and encodes 210 amino acids. Gene Ontology annotation, biological process: cell-matrix adhesion. The record is from RefSeq and is a predicted model, not a curated record. Lineage: Eukaryota; Metazoa; Chordata; Crocodylia; Alligatoridae. Gene Ontology annotation, cellular component: extracellular region; lysosome. Gene Ontology annotation, molecular function: calcium ion binding.
CGGCGGCACCACCGCCCGGGGUGGGUGCUCGCAGCAGCGCCGGGCAGCGCGCGGAACCGAGCCGAGCCGGGCCGGGCUCCACCUCCCGCGCCGGGGGCGGGUGCUGCGCGCCGUGACUGGCAGCCGGGCACUGCAGGGCGAUGCUGCUGCUACUGGUGCUGCUGGGGCUGGGCAGCCUGCGGGGCUGGGGCGCGGCCGGGCCGGGGCCGGGGGCAUCGCCCGUGCCCUGCCAGGCGCCGCUGCAGUGGGAAGGGCGCACCGUGGCCUACGACCACACCACGGGCCGCAACACCCGCGCCGCCGUCUCCUACGAUGGCCCCGGCCAGCGCGUCCGCCUGCUGCAGGAGAGGAAGGGGCUCAUCCCCUGCAAGAAAUUCUUUGAAUACAUAUUCCUCUAUAAAGACGCAGUGCUGUUUCAGAUUGAACAAGUUACAAAGCUGUGCUCAAAAAUUGCUCUGACUGAGCCAUGGGAUCCUUAUGAUAUUCCUGCCAAUUCAACUUAUGAAGAUCAGUACUACAUUGGAGGACCAGGAGAUGAAAUUAUGGUACAGGAAUGGUCUGAUAGAAAGCCAGCCAGGAAACUUGAAUCCUGGGUUGGAGUUUACACAAUUAAGGACUGUUACCCAGUACAGGAAACCUAUACCAGGAACUACAGCGUGACAACUUCCACCCGUUUUUUUGAUCUACAGCUGGGUAUUAGUGACCCCUCUGUGUUUACCCCACCCAGCACCUGCCAAGAAGCACUGCCAAGACGGAUGAAAGAUGAGUGCUGAUUAUGGAUGUUGGCUGCCACAGCGAACAAAUAAUAAUGAAGGGGAUGACAAUUAAUAAUCAACUGUUGACAUCCAACCUGAUUUUCAAGCUCAUUGUUGCUCUUUUGGGAAUCGUAACAUUUUUGUUUGCAUGGGAACAUACCAUUUAAUUAAGUAAUAUGUAUAACAAAAAAGAUCUCUUUUUCAGUUGUUCCCUAUGUUAGACUCUGUUCAGUGAUGCACUUGCUGUUGUAGAGUUUCCACUAAAGUUAUGUUUAUAGAUCCUGUUUAUUUUAAUUGUGACUAAUUUUUUAAAGAUUUUAUUAUUUAAUUUUCCAGGAUGACAACACAAAAGUAUGUUGUGCUCUUAACAUGAAAAAGGAAAGGCAGAACAUUUUUGUUACUUAUGAAGAGACUGGUAUGCAGUGAGGUUAGCAAAAAGUACUGUGCGCUGAACUGUAAACACAAGAUGGCAUUUAAGCAGAAUGUGUCAGAGAGAUUAAAUAUGAACUCUUGGCUUCCGGGUUUCAUUUUGGGGGGGGGGGGGUUCUUCAUUUUUAUUGUUCAGAAAGGUAAUAGUCAAGUCUUUGGUUUGUUUAAUGUUUUCCUAAGAAACCAGAGUAACUGUUCAUAUAGCACUAAUAUAACAUUUGUAGAGAGUAAAAUAUAAAAUUAAACCAAAGUUUUCUUGUA